Molecule: messenger RNA, 5025 nt
Organism: Passer domesticus (house sparrow)
Lineage: Eukaryota; Metazoa; Chordata; Aves; Passeriformes; Passeridae
Gene: ENTPD3
Product: ectonucleoside triphosphate diphosphohydrolase 3
Exons: 11
Coding region: 1179-2714 (511 amino acids)
Cellular component (GO): plasma membrane
Molecular function (GO): hydrolase activity
Source: RefSeq, a predicted model, not a curated record
UUCUGGGGUCUGAGAAACGCCCUCCCGAGAAAGCACCUGUUCCUUUUAGAAGACGCAGGGAUUCUUCCACCCAGCUCUCGACAAGCCCCUUUCUGCCCUCGCUCUGGGAGGGAACUGAGGAGCGCGGUUUAGGGGACCCUGCCGCGGGGAUCCGCCGCAGGAGGGACGGCAGGGAGGCACGGCCGUGCCCCGGGGGGAUCGAUCUCCGUGCCCCGGGGGAAUCGAUCUCCGUGCCCUCCCAGCCCCGCCGCAUCUCCCGCUGCGGGGACGCCCCGGCUGCGCCCGCUCGCCGCAGAGCUCCUCCCUCCGCUUCGGUCCGUCCACCCGGAUUUCAUUUAUUUAUUUAUUUAUUUAUUUAUUUAUUUUCUUUUUAACCUGCAAGUUGGUUUUUCGUCUGUUUGUUUCCCAUCUAUUUGCAAGUACAGGAGCAGAGCCCGGUGCCUCCCCACAAUUCCCGCCGGGAGAGAGGCGCUCCGAGGGUGCCGCCGGCUCCCGGCGCUCCGCAUCCCGGAGCGGGCGGGCCAGCCCGGCUUGCGGAGGUACCUUGGGGUGUGGUGGGGCCGGCAUGCCCGCACCGAGCCGGGCUGAGGUGAGGGGCUGGGCGGCUGCCGCCCCGGCAACACGGCGGGGCUGUCGCUCUGCCUCUCCGAGGUUAUUUUGGGGGGGACAGUUCGGUGUUUUCUCGCAAAUCACGCUCAUGGUGUGAAGCUUUCUCAUCCGGGACGGCAGUGAGAUGGGGGAAAGCUUCACCCGCAAUUUUGUGUCCAUGUGCUUGUUUUUACUUAAUUUCUCCUCCGAAGGGAGGCGUGUGAAACCUCCUCGCGGGUUUUCACCAUGGCGUUUGAAGUGCUGUGGAGGUUGGGGUUUAGUGCUAUGGGAUUUAUUUUAUGGGGUGGUUUUUUUGUUUGUUUCAGAGUUUUAUGGUUUUUUGUUGUUAUUGUUUUUGGUUGUUUCGUUGUUGUUGUUGUUUUUUCCCCCCCACAGCACUUGAAACAUUCACCUGUGGACCUCCUGUGAAAUAAGUGGUAACGCGUUUGCAUCUCUCAGGUUACAGCGUAAAGAAAGGUGCAUGCUUACCCACCCUGUGAACAAACAGAAGCCUGCAUCUCUUGUAGACACCGACCUUGCAUCUGUGGCAGAAGCCCCCAGCUGCCCUCAGUGGGGCAGCCUCGCUCAAGAUGCUCACCACAACCCCGAGUGUUGUUGCCCAAGUGUUCCUUCUUCUAAGCAUAGUCCUUGUUAUUGCUAUUGCAGUGAUUCAGAUAAAUCAGCAACAGAUCCUCUCCCCAGGUCUUAAGUAUGGAAUAGUUCUUGAUGCUGGAUCCUCUCGGACUACAGUCUAUGUCUAUGAGUGGCCGGCAGAAAAAGAAAACAACACGGGAGUAGUGAGCCAAACCUUCAAGUGCAAUGUGAAAGGCCCUGGCAUAUCCAGCUAUGAGAGUAGCCCUGGAGCUCUUGCCAAGCCUCUUGAUGACUGUCUGAAUAAAGUGAAGGAGAGAAUACCAGUUCAUCUGCAUAAAAACACUUCUGUUUAUCUGGGGGCUACAGCUGGCAUGAGACUGCUGAGGUUGCAAAAUGAAUCGGCAGCCAAUGAAGUCCUUGCAAGCAUUCAAAGCUACUUCAGAGCACAACCUUUUGAAUUUAGGGGUGCGCAGAUCAUAACUGGGCCAGAGGAAGGGGUGUAUGGAUGGAUAACGGCCAACUAUUUAAUGGGCAAUUUCUUAGAGAGAAACCUUUGGAGGACAUGGGCCCAUCCUUAUGGAAAAGAGACUAUGGGUGCACUGGACCUUGGAGGAGCUUCCACUCAAAUUUCAUUUAUCCCCGAGGACCCCGAGGAGCACCUCAACAGCACCUUGCAAGUGAAGUUGUAUGGUUACAACUACAAUGUCUACACUCACAGCUACCAGUGCUAUGGCAGAGAUGAAGCUGAGAAAAGGCUUUUAGCAUUGCUGCUCCAGAAAUCAAACACCAGUGCCAAUGUGGAUAAUCCCUGUUACCCUCAAAAUUAUAACACAGCAUUAACGAUGAAGGACUUCUUUGGCAGCCUUUGUACACAGUCUCUGAGACCAGCAAAUUACUCCCCAAACCAGCUUGUGAAUUUCCAUGGAACAGGAGACCCAGGUCUGUGCCAGGAGAUGGUUUCUUUAUUGUUUAACUUCACUGCUUGCAGAGACAGAGAGGACUGCCCAUUUAGUGGAAUACAUCAGCCAAAACCUAAAGGGAACUUUGUGGCUUUCUCUGGAUUCUACUAUACAAUUAAUGCUUUGAAUUUAUCUGGGCAAUUUUCCCUAGAUGACUUCAAUUCAAGUAUGUGGUUUUUCUGUUCACAGAGCUGGACACAGCUCCAGUUUAUGCUGCCUAAAUUUGAAGAAAUAUAUGCUAGAUCCUACUGUUUCUCAGCCAAUUUCAUUUAUUACUUGCUUGUACAUGGUUACAACUUCAAUUCAGAAACUUGGCCACAGAUACAUUUCCAAAAGGAGGUUGGUAACAGCAGCAUAGCGUGGUCACUCGGUUACAUGCUAAGCCUCACAAACAUGAUUCCAGCAGAAGGGAAGCUGAUCCAGCUACCUCUGAAACCCCCUCUGUUUGCUGGGCUCCUGGUGUUCCUCACAGCCACGGCGCUGCUGUGUCUCCUCUUCCUCGUCUACUUGUGCGUCGUGUCGCACCAUCGGAAGGACGUCCCUCGCGUUGAACACGUGUUUAUUCCAGAAUGAAUGAGCUUGGCUGGACACCAAACAAAAAUGUUACAGUGCAACUCAGCAGAACUUUGUUUUGCCCCCCAUUUUUCAAAAAUAAAGAGAGCAAAAAUGACUUCUGGACCAGAAGCAUAAAUAGAGGAGAGGCACAAAGGGAUCUGUGAUAUGGUGAAUUGGAGUGCUUUUGAAAUAUUUUGGUAAUUGUUUCUGUAAACCUAAUUUGUCCACUGCGCAGCAGAGAAAACAUGGGCAUGUAUGUCACUUUGCUUUAUAAGGGAUUACUUGCAUUUUCCUGACAGGUAUGUAUUAUUUUUUUGGUUCAUUAACUCUGUGCUAACUGCUGAGCUCAAGAAGUGAUGGAUUUGAUCACAGUGGCAGUUGUUUAAGACAAAAUUAAACAAGCCAAUAGCAACUGUGGGAGGUGGGAACACGGUAGCUGUCCUUGUGUGCAGUGCUGACACUAAAAGCCCUGAAGUAAUCUAAUUUCUGAAACUAGAACAAGCACUGGAUAAUGACAAGAAGUGAAAGGAAGAGCUGUGAUAGAAUUGUUUUUAUUGCAGUUCCAAAUGGAUUGAUCCCCAUCACAAGAAGGUGUAAUAAACUGUCAACACCUCUCAGGACUUUUGAGCCUGUCUCUAAACAGAGCUAGAUAUUUUGGUACCAUAGAGACCCAAAAACACCUCUGGUCUGGUACAUAAGACUUGCUUUGGAGGUGGAACGAAAUGCUUUCACACUUUAGUAACUGAACCUAAAUUUAAAUCUCUCAUAGUUGCCUUCAGAAGACACUAGAGUUUUCAGUGUCCUUUUCUAACUUUCACAGAAACGCUUUUUGUAGUUUUUCACACUGAAACCCUGACCUGCACACCCCACACGUUGUUGGUCUCAGGCAGUGGCAGUCUGUACUGAUUUGAUACAUAUGCAUUAUUUCAGCUGUCUGGACAGAGUCUCAGACCUGAACCAUCCAUUAACAUGUUAAGCCCCUCUUUCAAGGCCAAGAGGAACAGGAGCCAGUCUCCAGGCCAGCAAAACACCUCUUUCUGAGUGGGUCCAGGAAUGUACUGCUGGAGCUGCAGUCACGGGUGCCCUGGUCAGCCUCUGCACUGUCUUGCAGCAGCACUGAUCCCCCUGGCAGAUGCUGCUGUCCAACAUUCUGAUCCAGAGCUCUCCAGAAAGUGCAACAAAUGCUGGCUUCCUUGAAAGCCCAGCCAUUCUUCACCAAACCUCACGCUCACUUACAUCAUAGGACUCUCUCUGCUUCAUCUGUUCCUAGCAUUAUUUACCCAUAAAUAAUGUUUUUAAUUUCAGUCUUUUGUUUCUGUAUCACCUUCUUACUUCUGUUUGGUUGUGGGGUUGGGGUUUUGUUUUCUUUUGUGAUUUUUUUUAAUAGGCUGACAGAUGAUUUGAAGCGAGCUAAAUAUCUUUUUAAAUGAAAAAAAAGAAAAAAGUGAUUUUUCAAGCGGAUCAAUAGGGCUUUGUUCUUUCUCUAUUGAUAUACUGCUAUGUCUUGUCAGUCUUACUGGAGUAGCAAUAAGGUAAAAGGCAUCGUAAGAUGAUGAAGAGCUCUGUGGCACCAAAGCUAUAUCUGAUAAAGUGUAAAAUUUACUUCAGAGUGCAUGGACAUUACAGAGGCUGGCAUGAGAUAUUUUGUGUGAUGGAUCUGUAACUGCAGUUAUGGUGAAAAAACAUAGACAGCUGGAUAAGAGCAUUAAAAGGUUUUCUUUAGUUGCCAAAUUUCGGUGGAAAAUUGUAUUCUGGAAUAUUUACUUGCCCUACAAAACAUUUGCUUUUGAGUGGCAGGGCCAUUCAGAUGUGGUUUUACACAAAUGGAACACACUUGGAAGUUAGUCUCUGCAGAGCUGGCAGCUAAAGAGCAAAUAAAUUUGUUCAAGAACCAUUUGGACUUCCAGAUGUACUUGGAUAGGCCCAGUAUCUGUUCAAAGAAUCAAAUUCCCCUUGUGAAUCACCUGUUUUGUUUUUUUAGUACUUCCCUCUUGUCCUUAUGUAUUCAGUCUCCCUCGGUGUCACCAGGAUGCCCACCUGCUCCACUGUACCUCUCCGGCAGUUUCAGGUGGGAAAGCUGAGGGUGUUGAACUUCCAGCCAAGCAGCUUCAACCAGCACAGCCAACUCCUCCCCCAAGUGUGAGCUGGAACCAGAUCAACAGGCCAGAUCCCUGUCCUGCUGUCUAGAACUGAGAGGAUCUCUGGGAGAGACAGGGAAGUUGGCAACACUUUGGAAUGUUCCCAAACCAGAGGUUAUUUAUCCUUUUACACUCUUCAGUGCCUGCUUAUGAAGAUUAGUAAAAUUGUGAAAAGUUAAGGCAAGUGUACU